GCAGCGUCAAAUGUUGCUCAUAGGGCAUUCAUCGCAGUGACUAUUUUUCAACAUUCCCCUCAAAGAGAGAGGUAGAUUUACAGAAUGAGAGCAAGCAUUUUCAGGAGAUGUAAAAAUGAAGAUCAUAUUUAAGCGCCACAGGAGGCUACCGGGGGUUCGGUACUUCUCAUCGGGGAACAAGCAAAAGGAAGAAGUGAGGAAAACCAUUCUGUACGACGUGCACAAAAAGAACAACGCGAUUUUCAAAAUCCACAGCGGGUACUACCUCCCGAAUGAAUACAAAGACUUCACGCUGAUAACAUCGCAUUUACACACGAGGUCAAGCUGCUCCCUUUUUGAUUACACAUACAGGCCAAUCUUAAAGAUAAGUGGGGCAGAUAAAACUCACUUUUUAGAAAAGUACGUGGGUAGCGACAUCAAAGGGUUGUGGGAAAAUGAAUGUCGAAUAAGUUUGCUGCUAAACGAAAAGGGAGGAAUCGUAGAUGACAUAGUGAUUAUACUAAGGGAGAAUCAUUUGCUCCUAUAUUUAAAUAUACAGUGCAAGGAUAAGGUGUUCAGCUACUUAAAUGAAAAGCUACUGGAGAAUACCAAAAUGGAUGUGAAGAUAGAAGAGUAUACUUCUCACAGGUCUAUAUGCAUUCAGGGGAGCAAAUCCGCCAACGUGCUGAAUGAAAUCAUAGGGGAUGAUACCUACUUGGAAAAUUGUAGCUUUAUGUCAAGCAAUGUUACCAAGUUGAAUAAGAUAGAGGGGUGCGUCCUUAAUAGGUACACCUGUACUGGUGAAGACGGCUUUGACAUUUUAGUACCAAAUAAGCACGUGGGAGAAUUGUACCAAUGUAUUUUAAACAACUCUUUGGUAAAGCCAGGAGGGUUAGAAGUUCUGAAUACUCUCAGAUUGGAAAGUGGAUUUUGUGUGUAUGGAAAAGAUAUCAAUGAAAAAUUGACGCCCAUCGAAUCGAAUUAUAAAUGGGUGCUAGGUCAGAGAAGACUGAAGGAAUUAGAUUUCAAUGGUGCGCAUGUUAUAAUAAACCAAAUUAAAAACGGCACAACUAUUAAGCGAGUUGGACUAAUCAUGGACUCGACUAUCGUUCCGAAGGAGAAUUCAAAAAUUUACACCAAUGAAAAUGCGCACGAAGAGAUAGGUUACAUAACCAGCAGCGUUUUUUCGCCCCUUUUACAGAAGCCAAUUGCCAUGGGUUACAUAAAGACGGAGCACGCCGCUGCUAAUAACCUUAUAAAAGUGGAGUGCCUGAACAAGUUGGAAGUCGCUCAGAUUAGCAAAAUGCCAUUUGUCCCCCUGUCCAUAUAUAAGAUGUGAAGGGGGGGUUGGGGCCCGUUCGAGGUGCGCGAGAGGGGCGGUUUGGCGCUUCUCCGCAUGUACGGAGGAGUUUGUAUGUGUGUCCAUGUAAUGAGCACCCCGCCGCGUGUACCCAUCGUCUACCACCACACUAUUAUGCAUCUUGUUCCUAAUUACACCGUGUAAUGGAGAUGGCACCCGACACACACGAACCCAUUAUCCAUAUCACACAGUUUUAAUUAACUCAACCAGGAUGGGGAUACACUUCCCAUUCAGCACCCCCUCCUUCGGAUAUGAAUGUCCAAAAAAGGAAGCAUAAACACGCUAACAUUUUUGGGCCGCCCUUUUUCCCACUUCUAUAAUUUGCUGCUGUUUUAACGCAUAAGCCCACAUUCUUUCAUUUUGUAACUUUCACUGGAACGUUCGCAAAAAUGGGAACAAAAGUUUUUCAAGGACCACACUGCACGGACUACGUUACACACACACGUAUGCGCACACGUUGUGCAUUUGUGGGCCCUUUUACUGUUUAAUCAUCGAGCACGCCCAUGAACAGUGCUGCGCAAAUGUUUUCAAAAACUUGCAGGAAUUGUUUGCACACCGUCGCUUCUAUGGUUGCUUCUAUGACUUUUUGUGAAUUGCAAAUUUGGAUUUUUUUUUUGAAAAUUUUUUAUCGCUUUUCUACCUAUGAAUUUUUUCGCCUGACAACUU
This is a messenger RNA of Plasmodium vivax (malaria parasite P. vivax), 2005 nucleotides long. Its product is annotated as aminomethyltransferase, mitochondrial precursor, putative. Gene Ontology annotation, molecular function: protein binding. Gene Ontology annotation, cellular component: mitochondrion. The record is from RefSeq and is a predicted model, not a curated record. NCBI's taxonomy places the organism in Eukaryota, Apicomplexa, Aconoidasida, Haemosporida, Plasmodiidae. The transcript is spliced from 2 exons. Bases 116 to 1318 code for a protein of 400 amino acids.